CCAGGUGGAGUACUAUGGACAUGACUAGUACAAGAUUCGAAGAACUCAUGUCUAAACACAACAUGCACGAGAAAGAUGAAUUCAAAUCUCUGAAAAGCCUUAACAUAUUCUACCAAGCUGGUACCAGCAAGUCUGGCUUUCCGGUCUUCUACUAUAUUGCCCGAAGAUACAAAGUUGGGGAAAUAAAUGGAGACUUGCUAAUCUAUCAUAUUUUACUUACCUUAAAACCUUAUUACAACAACCCUUUUGAACUGGUGUUGGAUUUUACUCACACCUGUUCAGAAAACAGAUUUAGGACCGAUUUUUUAAACAAAUGGUUUGUGGUGAUGCCUGAAGUGGUCAACCACAACAUCCAUGCUGCCUACAUCUACAACUGUAAUUCUUGGGUCAGAGAAUACACCAAAUACCAUGACAGGAUUCUGGCGCCAUUAAAGAACAGCAGGAAACUGAAAUUCAUUGAACACCCGUCAAACCUGUACGAUUAUAUCGACCAAGACCAUUCUGGGAAAAUGCCAGGAACCACGCUAGCCUUAGAAGAAGAUCUGAAAGUCUACAACAAUGCAUUGAAAUUGUCUCACAAGGACACCAAAGUGGCCCUUAAAGUGGGCCCAAAUGCAAUCCAGGUGACUUCAUCAGAACGCAGUAAAGUGUUAGGACAUCAAGUUUUAUUAAAUGAUGUUUACUAUGCUUCAGAAAUCGUGGAGGUGUGUCUAGUUGAUGACAACCAAUUCACGUUAACGAUCGCCAAUGAAACGGGGCCGUUGUCUUUCAUCCACAAUGACUGUGAUACUAUCGUAAACUGCAUCAUCCAUAUCAGAACCAGAUGGGAACUCUCGCAGCCCGAUACCGUUACUGUCCACACCAAGAUCCGACCCAAAGACGUUCCCGGUACAUUACUAAAUGUGGCCCUUCUAAACCUUGGCAGCUCUGACCCCAGCCUCCGUUCUGCAGCCUACAAUCUACUCUGUGCCCUUACGCAGACAUUUGACCUAAAAAUUGAAGGACAGCUCUUAGAAACAACAGGUCUGUGUAUUCCUGCCAAUAACACUAUCUUUAUUAAAUCAAUAAGUGAGAAAUUAGCUGCUAACGAACCGCAUUUGACCCUCGAGUUUCUUGAAGAAUGUAUCCAGGGUUUUGGGAAUUCCAACAUUGAGAUGAAACACUUGUGUUUAGAGUACAUUACCCCGUGGUUACCCAACCUGACCAGGUUUUGCAAACCAGCAGAUGAAAACAAGCGCCAAAAAGUGGCAUUGAUCUGGGAUAAAUUAAUUACCAUGACGAUAGAGGAAGUUGAGAUGUACCCAUCUAUCCAAGCCAAGAUCUGGGGUAACAUAGGGCAAGUUGCGGAGUUGCUGGACAUGGUAUUGGACAGUUUCAUCAAGCGAAGUGUAACUGGAGGCCUGGGUUCAAUCCAGGCUGAAAUCAUGGCAGACACUGCUGUAGCUUUAACUUCUGCCAAUGUUCAACUUGUUUCACGAAAAGUCAUUGGACGAUUAUGCCGGUUGAUUGAGAAAACUGGAGUGUCCCCCACACACACUCUGGAGCAACACUUGAUGUGGGACGACAUUGCCAUCCUGGCACGUUACCUUCUUAUGCUGUCUUUCAAUAAUUCCCUCGACGUUGCCAGUCACCUUCCGUAUCUUUUCCACAUCGUCACAUUGUUGGUGUCCACAGGUCCACUCUCGUUGCGAGCCUCCACCCAUGGCCUCGUAAUCAACAUCAUUCAUUCUCUGUGCACCUGCCCACAGCUCCAUUUCUCUGAAGCAACUCUGAAAGCAUUGAAACUGAACUUGGCUGAAUUCUCACUUCCUAAAUUUUACCAAUUGUUUGGCAUCAGUAAGGUGAAGUCAGCAGCCGUGAGUGCCUUCCGCACUAGUUACCAUCUCGGAGACAAAUCCUUCACCACAUCUUCACCAGAACAUGAGAAACUUUCCCUCAACUCUUUGGAAACCAUUACUGAUGCCUUGCUGGAAAUUAUGGAGGCUUGUAUGAAAGAUAUUCCUUCCUGUGAAUGGCUGAAUCAAUGGACUAAUUUAGCGAAACAGUUUGCAUUCCAGUAUAAUCCGGCUCUACAGCCCCGGGCAAUCAUCGUCUUUGGCUGUAUAAGUAAAACUGUAUCGGACUCUGAAAUUAAGCAGCUUCUGAUAAUCAUGAUGAAG
Octopus sinensis (East Asian common octopus) is the source of this 2159-nucleotide messenger RNA. RefSeq names its product neurofibromin-like. The transcript is spliced from 17 exons. The annotation marks the transcript as partial. The record is from RefSeq and is a predicted model, not a curated record. NCBI's taxonomy places the organism in Eukaryota, Metazoa, Mollusca, Cephalopoda, Octopoda, Octopodidae.